AUGUGUCCCAAAAGACGUAAACUAGAGUACGGCGAGGCGUCCAGCGAUGACCUGAGCUCGGACUGGGGCUCGGAAUCGGAAUCCGAUUCUAAACAUAUACCAAAACCAAAGAUCUCCGCGUGGAGGAAAGUCCGCUCUCUCGUCACCUCUCCAUUCAUACAGACAUAUAAGAAACAAAAGUAUCCAUGGGUUCAGUUGGCCGGACAUCAAGGGAACUUUCUUUGCGGGCAAACGCAGGGAACUAUUCUUAAGAAACUGAACGGAACUGAAGAAACGUGUUUUAAGCUAAUCACGAAUGAUGUCAUCAAACCUUUGGUUCCCGAAUACCUGAAGACGAUUAAUAUGAAUAACGAUUCAUUCCUUGAACUCGAAGACCUUUUAGCAAAGUUUGAGAAUCCGUCGAUUAUGGACGUGAAGAUGGGAGUCCGCACUUACUUAGAGGACGAGUUAACUAAAGCCAGAGUUAGGCCUAAACUUCGAAAAGAUAUGUACGAAAAGAUGAUAGCAAUCGAUCCGUUAGAACCCACUGAAGAGGAGAAUACGCUAAAAGCAGUGACAAAACCCCGAUAUAUGAUAUGGAGAGAAACCAUUAGUUCCACAGCUAGUCUUGGCUUCAGAAUCGAAGGCAUCAAACAAUCAAAUGGCAAAGCAUUGAAAGAUUUUAAACGAACCAAAACUGAGGACAACGUGAAGACAGCGUUCAGACGUUUUAUGGAAAGCCAUCCGCACUAUGGGAUAAUCGGCAGUUCCCUUCUGUUUGUUCACGACGACAAAUGCGCUGACAUUUGGUUAAUAGAUUUCGCCAAAACAUAUCCACUACCGAAUGGCAUACGAAUCAGUCAUUGCAAUGAAUGGCAGGUCGGCAACCAUGAGGACGGAUAUCUCAUUGGACUCGAAAACCUCAUCCGAAUCUUUACUAACAUUUAAUUUAUUUAAAACCAUUGAUUUGUUGAC
Medioppia subpectinata is the source of this 954-nucleotide messenger RNA. The record is from the annotation of a GenBank genome assembly. Lineage: Eukaryota; Metazoa; Arthropoda; Arachnida; Sarcoptiformes; Oppiidae.